AUGCCUACAAUAGCACUAUGCCAUACUUGUGUUCCUGAAAUAGAUGAAGAAACAAAAGAUGUGUUCUAUCAAGCCUCAUCACCUGAUGAAUUUGCUUUAGUCACCGCUGCAAAAGAAUUAGGUUAUGUAGUGAUAGACCGUACAAUGUCAUCAGUUUCAUUAAGGAUAAACCAUGGUGACCCAAAUGCAGUAACUGAACCAUCACCAUUUAAUGGUGAUGGUAACAAUAAUAAUACAGACAUGGAAAAUUCUUUUGAUGAAAAUAUAAGAUCAACAUUGGGCUUGUUAGCCAUUUUACAACAUCAACCAAACACAGCUUUUGGUAAAAAGGCAAAAUUUUUUUUAUUAGCAAUAGCACUAUGCCAUACUUGUGUUCCUGAAAUAGAUGAAGAAACAAAAGAUGUGUUCUAUCAAGCCUCAUCACCUCAUGAAUUUGCUUUAGUAUCCGCUGCCAAAGCAUUAGGUUAUGUAGUGAUAGACCGUACAAUGUCAUCAGUUUCAUUAAGGAUAAACCAUGGUGACCCAAAUGGGUUAGGAGAAGCUCUUCUUAGACAACUUCAAGGAUUUAGUUUGGAAGAAUUACGUGAAAGAUUGGUAAAUAGUAUUAUUGUGUGCGAUGAAAUAUAUCCAGAACUUGCACCAGAAUUUGUAGAUAAUUUUCGAACAUUCAUCAUACAAGACGAGCCUUAUUUUGAAUCUUGGUUAUGUCGUUCUUCCAUCUAUAUAAAAGAUAAUGAGACAGGAAACCUUGAAGCCAUUAUUAGGCGUAGCUCAGGAGCAUUUUACACCUGGAUGUGUAAGACAUAUGACUCUUCAGAAGAAAAAUGGUCCUUCUUACUAAGAAGACUUUUUUCUGUAGAUGGACUUUGUCUAAAAAAGGCAUUAUCUUUAGGUUAUUUGCUCCUUGAAGAAUCUCCAACUAAUGAAGCUCCAGAGAUUGAUUGUAGUAGUGAUAUUAAAUGGAUAUAUAUUAUAGAUUUAGAUCAUGAAAGGUUCUUGGUGAAAAAUAAACAAGAUGUUGUAUGGGAAUUCGAACUUCAAAAAUUAUUGAUGGAUAUUAGUGAUCCAGAAAAGUCAUUGGUGAAGAAGUUGAUUUAA
Entrophospora sp. SA101 is the source of this 1098-nucleotide messenger RNA. NCBI's taxonomy places the organism in Eukaryota, Fungi, Glomeromycota, Glomeromycetes, Entrophosporales, Entrophosporaceae. The record is from the annotation of a GenBank genome assembly.